AUGACCGUGGAUGUCUUUGCUGCCUAUAACAUUAAAGCGUCUUAUCCUCCGUCCCUCUCCGUCACUCAGAUCUGGGAUCAGCCGCCAAACCUCUGCAUCAGCAAAGUGUCUUGGCAUCACUUCUCGUCCUUCCUUCGGUGUCCAUUCCGGCGUCAUGUGAAAGGGUACACGGUGGUCUCUCUCGCCCCAGACCCGACCCUCCUCCGUCGAGCUCACUCGUCAGUGCGACGUCCUCGCUCAGGUAGUCCCGGUGGGGUAGAGUCCCUGUCCCCGCUGUCCCCGGUUUAUCCUGCGCCCUUCGCCCUUCGGCGUGCGGCGGAGCGGAGGAUGAGCGAGCAAGGGAAGGGCUCGGCAUCCGCCUCUGCCGCGGCCCCGGCACCAGGGACGCAGGCAGAGAUGGCCCAUACGUGUCGUGGAACAAUCAACUUGGCCACGGCACACAUCGAUACAGAGGACGCCUGCAACAUCGUUCUGAGCAGCGGUGGCCGCACAUACCACCUAAAGGCUAGCACGGAAGUAGAGCGGCAGAGAUGGGUCACGGCACUGGAACUGGCCAAAGCGAAAGCCAUCCGCAUGAUGAACGAUCAGUCGGAUGAUUCGGGUGACGAGGAGCCUACAUCCCAGUCGGACCGCAGCGAGAUUCAGGGCACCCUGAAGAUACUUGUCAGCAAGCUCGAUGACCUCAGCACAUGUAAUGACCUGAUCGCCAAGCAUGGGGCGGCCCUGCAGCGUUCCCUGAGUGAACUCGAGGGUCUGAAAGUCCCAGUGGAGGGAGGGGAGAAGAUCAAGGCAGUCAAUGAGCGAGCCACCCUCUUCCGCAUCACUUCCAAUGCUAUGAUCAAUGCGUGUCGAGACUUCUUGGACCUAGCAGAGACUCACAGUAGGAGAUGGCAGCGGGCGCUGCAGUAUGAGCGAGAGCAGCGUACCCACCUAGAGGAGACCAUUGAGCAGCUAGCCAAGCAGCAUAACAGCCUGGAGCGAGCGUGGAGAGAAGCACCCACGCUUGUUUCCACCACACCCAGUGCCCCCACCACCAACAAGGCAGGGAGUGAGAGGCUGCACAAAGAAGAGGCGAGUGAUGAAGAUGAGGAUACUGAGUACUUUGAUGCCAUGGAGGAUUCCCCUGCAUUUAUCACAGUGACUGCCACUGAGAACACACAGCACAGGCGAUCCCAGAGUAAUUUGAGCGGAGCCAGCGGAGGUCAGCUCAAUGACUGGAACCAGGACGACCAUAUGUCUCCGAGCUGUAAUGAUGUGUCAGGGAAGGAGCUGCAGCCCCGCAGACAGAGGCGGACUCGUGUCCCAGAUAAGCCCAACUACUCCCUCAACUUGUGGAGCAUCAUGAAGAACUGCAUCGGCAAGGAGCUCUCCAAAAUUCCCAUGCCUGUAAACUUCAACGAGCCUUUGUCGAUGCUGCAGCGUCUCACAGAGGACCUGGAGUAUCAUGAGCUCCUGGACAAGGCGGCUCGCUGCGACUCCUCCCUGGAGCAGAUGUGCCUGGUCGCUGCCUUCUCUGUCUCAUCCUACUCCACCACGGUCCACCGGACAGCCAAGCCCUUCAACCCCCUUCUGGGCGAGACCUACGAGCUCGAUCGCCUGGAGGACUUUGGCUACCGCUCGCUGUGUGAGCAGGUGAGCCAUCAUCCCCCUGCAGCUGCACAUCAUGUGGUUUCCCAACGAGGCUGGACCCUGUGGCAGGAAAUCACCAUCGCCAGCAAGUUCCGUGGCAAAUACCUCUCCAUAAUGCCUCUGGGUGCCAUUCACCUGCAGUUCCACUCCAGCGGGAACCACUAUGUGUGGAGAAAGGUCACCUCCACAGUGCACAACAUCAUUGUGGGCAAGCUGUGGAUUGACCAGUCGGGGGACAUUGAGAUUGUGAAUCACAGGACCAAGGAGACCUGCCAGCUCAAGUUCUCUCCAUACAGUUAUUUCUCCAGGGAAGUUCCACGGAAGGUGACAGGUGUGGUGGCUGACAGUGGGGGCUCGGCUCACUACAUCCUCUCUGGUACGUGGGAUGAUAAAAUAGAGAGUGCCAAGAUUGUUCAAAGUAGCCGAGGGGGCAGUGGAUCAGAGGGAAAGCAGAAGACUGUGUAUCAGACGUUGCCCCCCAAACUGCUGUGGAAGAAAUACCCUCUACCGGAGAACGCUGAGAACAUGUACUACUUCUCCGCGCUGGCGCUGACCCUGAACGAGCAGGAGGAAGGAGUGGGACUGACUGACAGCCGCCUGAGACCCGACCAGAAGCUGAUGGAGGAAGGACGAUGGGAUGAGGCAAACUCAGAGAAGCAGAGGCUAGAGGAAAAACAAAGAGCCGUGAGGAGGAGGAGGGAAGCGGAGGCCUCAGACGCCCUGGAUGAUGGAAGAGAAUACGAAGGCUACCAGCCAUUGUGGUUUCACCAGAGGAGGGACUCAGUCACUGGAGAGACAAACUUUGUGUACAAGGGAGGUUACUGGGAGUCGAAGGAGAAACAGGACUGGAGCAUGUGUCCUGACAUCUUCUAACCCAGGAACUGACCCCGGAUCACUCGUAACCUCAUCAGACAGGGAACUGCUCUGCCUCUGGUCCUUAAGCGGUGGGGCGUAGCUGGCUUAUGAGCACCAUGUGGACCUUGUGUGAGCACGGGAAUGUGUAUGUUUGAACACACUCUCGGAUUACACUGUACCUCCAAAUGUGCACUCUCAUUCUGUUUUUACUGUGGGGGAAAAGAUGGGGCGCUCGCUGAGCAGGCCUCUUUCACUCUGUGCUCAAACAGCAGUGAGAUAAUGUGUGGAUGUUGGUGGGGAUGGAGUUGUAACACCACACAAUAAAGGCACCUGCUCACUCCUGAAAUCAGGUGCUCUCUAAAUCGUACUCACAAUGCACUUUUCUGUGUUCCCCCCAUUUAAGAGUUUUAGACAGAAACCCACAUCAAAGCAGCUCACGAGUACAGACUGACGACUGACAGGGACAAAGCCAGAAACAGGCACAUAGGAACAGAGCAGUGCUGAAGGUUAAAAGAAACGUGUCCUCAUCCUCCAUUUUAGUCAGCACAAAUGAGAAUAUGCUGGACCUGCUUUAUAAAUCUUAAAUUAGUUCCCUCAUUUCCUUCAAUCUAAUGAUUUCAAGUGCUCAUUAUUUGCCCCUUUUUAGGAAAGAGGCGAAAGACAAAAGACAUUCUGAAAAAAAUAUUUGUGGAAAUAACUACAGACAAAAUAGGUAAGAAGACUGUGACCAUGUCAGAUAAUCCAAAACAUGUUUUAUAUUCACCUGCUUAUUUUCACAAUCAUUUAUCGCAAGUCAGUUUUAUUUAAUUCCUGCAGUUUCAUUUCUAUUAAUGAUGCAUUAUUAUUUUAUUUCAUAAUGCCUUUUUUUUUAAAUCAAAAAGUAAUGCGGCACACAGGGCAGAGCCGGGUAUGUGAUUGGCUUCGAUCGAAAUGAGCUGACAGGCAAAAGCGGCCUUAUUAACUAAAAUGGGCUCUAGGAAGAAUGACAUUGUGAAAUAAAUGCACACUUUGGAUUUUUAAAAUAAAAACUGCUUUCAUUAAGUAAAACUGGACAAUGACAAUAAACUUGUCAUUGCGAAAAUAAGCAGGAUGAAAUAACAGUUCAUCAUAAUGAGCUGUAUAUUUUUAAAUAAUACUCCAGAAUAUUAGGAUUAUAUUUUGUCUGUUUUUAUUAAUAUGAUGGUUUACCACGCAGCAUUUAUCUAUUUCACUUUCAACACGUUACAGCUGCUAUUUGAUUGUUCAGAUCUCUUUCUUGUAUAGUAGAGGCUGGUUUGUCUGAACCGAUGAAAUAUGCAGCAGAGCAGGAUUAUAUUUGGUUUGAAUGUUUGCAGUUUCCCUCUUUAUACAUGAAAUGACGGUCUUUUAAGUAGUUAAUAGACUGUAGUUUAUGUAGAGACAAUAUGACAGCUUAUUCAUGUCAUAUUUUAAUAAGAAUUGUCUCUAUGCUUCAAUGCAUUUUAGCCAUCUUCCAUUUGUGAUUCUGAUUAGUAAAACUCUGCAGUAGUCAGUCCUUUACUGUAGGUGUAACACAUUAGUGCAACAUGAACAUCCAUAUCACUCUAAUAGGAACCUCCAUCAAAGAACUGAAUACGCACUUUUCACUGUGGUUGACUAUAGGUUAGUACAUAUCUCUGUGUUGAUGAUGAGAAAUUUUCACUCUGUUGUACUGGUGCUCUCCCAUAGCAACACAUAUCGUAUCCCUGGUGACCAUUUUCAGUGACAUCAUUCUCAGUGAUCAUACACAUUAUUAAGUCUGCAUCAAAUCACUAAGACAUCCAGGAACUUUCUGGUUUCUAUAGUGUGCACUAGCUCCACAGCCUCUCUCAGUCACUAGUUUGUAGCUAAGACGUUUCCAGUAGAACCAGUGAACGUGAGACUGGAGCGGUUUCUCUGAGGAGUCCAGAGUGGCUUCAGCUGACAGGAAGUUGUAGAGGCAGACAGGGCUGGUUCCUGUUGCACACCACUGUGCUGUCAGCUCCAGAGGACCCCCCCUCCUCACCCCCAAGCUGCCACUCCAGGCUCAGCACAGCUCACAUGUGUAGUCCUUUCAUUCAGUGUUUGUGGGCAUGCUGAUCUGGGAUCAGCCCACGAUGGUACCCUCAGUCUUUUGCCUUUAAUUGACUGAUCAAGGCAAAGAGUCCCCUGACCUGUGCACUACAUGUCUCCGGUGACAAGAGUUUUGAGCAACAGUUAGUAUUUUUUUGUAACUAUUGCUAGGAAUGUAGAAUUCAAGGCUGGAGGUAUUGUAUCUACCGUCUAGUCUAUUUGUGUGAAUAUUUUGUGAUAAACGAAUGAUAUUGUAAAAUGAAGAAUAAUUAUACUAAUCUGAGUUUUAAGUUAUCUGUACAGCAUAGUUCAAAUCUGAAAAAAAAUGAUUGAAUGAGCCUGAAGGACUUGCUGAUUGAUUGAUUCUGCAAAGAUGGAUGUUAAUUAUGGCACCCUCAAUUUGGCUGCAGAUUUCUUGUUUUAUAUUUCCAAACACUGUCUUAACACAUAUUUUUUUAAUAGAGUCCUUGAUACUAGCACAUUAGUUACUGUGGUUCAGUGAUUCAACACAUCUAACAGUUCCUCUGAUGUGCAGCCCAUAAAGAUGUAUAAAAUGCACUGGAAAAGAAAUAAAUUCACAUCGAGCGAAGGAGAUUUUCAGAAUCAUAACAUGAGCUCAUGAAGUGUAAAAUGGUGUGAGAUUGUUAAUCAGUGAAGUAUCGAUUUGAUAAUGAAAUUAACGAUGAUUGAUGUUACUGUUCUUGCACAAAGAUGCUUCUUCUACCCAUUUACAAUGUUUGAAUGCAUUUUUGAUUUGUGGUUGUCAUGAGCACAGUUUGAUCAAUCACUAAAAUUCUUGCUUAACCCUACAAUGCCUGACCCAAGAAAUAAUGGACAGAAAAUUCUUUUUUUUUUAAUUUGAAGACUUUAUU
Chelmon rostratus (copperband butterflyfish) is the source of this 5405-nucleotide messenger RNA. It is a transcript of the gene osbp2b, whose product is annotated as oxysterol binding protein 2b. The record is from RefSeq and is a predicted model, not a curated record. Gene Ontology annotation, cellular component: intracellular membrane-bounded organelle; membrane; cytosol. The transcript has 15 exons. The coding region runs from base 1 to 2502 and encodes 833 amino acids. Lineage: Eukaryota; Metazoa; Chordata; Actinopteri; Chaetodontiformes; Chaetodontidae. Gene Ontology annotation, molecular function: cholesterol binding.